This is a messenger RNA of Lasiodiplodia theobromae, 1068 nucleotides long. RefSeq names its product DNA repair protein. The transcript has a single exon. NCBI's taxonomy places the organism in Eukaryota, Fungi, Ascomycota, Dothideomycetes, Botryosphaeriales, Botryosphaeriaceae. Bases 1 to 1068 code for a protein of 355 amino acids. Gene Ontology annotation, biological process: mitotic recombination; meiotic mismatch repair; UV-damage excision repair. Gene Ontology annotation, cellular component: nucleotide-excision repair factor 1 complex; nucleus; ERCC4-ERCC1 complex. Gene Ontology annotation, molecular function: damaged DNA binding; single-stranded DNA binding. The record is from RefSeq and is a predicted model, not a curated record.
AUGGCCGUCCAGCAGCCAAAGCCCGUCGCGCUCCCUGCCCGCAGCGGCCCUGCCUCCAUCCUGGUCUCGCCGCGCCAGAAGGGCAAUCCCAUUCUGAACAGCGUCCGAAAUGUGCCAUGGGAGUAUUCGGAUAUUCCCGCUGACUACGUGCUCGGCGCCACAACAUGUGCCCUCUUUCUGUCCCUGAAGUACCACCGUCUGCAUCCCGAAUAUAUCUACUCGCGCAUUCGCGCGCUAGCGGGCAAGUACAACCUACGCGUCCUGCUCACCAUGGUCGACAUCGAGAACCAUGAGGACGCCUUGAAAGAACUGUCCAAAACAUCCCUCAUUAACAACGUCACCCUCAUCCUCUGCUGGAGCGCCCAGGAAGCCGGCCGCUACCUCGAGCUGUACAAGACGUACGAGCACACUGCUCCCACCAGCAUCCGCGCACCCCAGGCCUCCAACUACUCUGAGAGCGUGGUUGACUUCAUCACUACGCCGCGCAGCAUCAACAAAACCGACGCCGUCAGCCUGGUUUCCAACUUCGGCAGUCUGCGCACCGCCAUCAAUGCGCACCCCGAAGAGGUCGCCCUGGUGGCCGGCUGGGGCGAGAAGAAAGUCAAGAAGUGGUGCAGCUCCGUGCGCGAGCCCUUCCGUGCGACGAAGGCCUCGAAGCAGGGCGGCAUGACGCGCGAGGAUAGCGAAGCAUUCCCGCCAACCUUCUCACGCCAAGCUACACAGCCGGGCGGACGUAAUACCCCAGAUCCGCGGGUUGCGGCACGGUUGGGCGUGGGCGCGCCCGUGCCUGUAGAUCAGGAUCUGCUUGCCCCUGUGCCGAGCAGGAACCAAGACGCUGAGCAUGUUCCGUCCAACGAUCCAGGUGACGAAGAAGAGGAGGCCUUGCGCGAGAUGGAGGCGGUGGCCAUGGCAAGCAGCUCAAGCACGAAGCCAAACAAACCUGCAGCUGCCGUCACAAAUAAGCCCGAAGCCGCAGCUGGCACCUCUAACAAACGGAAAGCUCCAAGUGAUGAGCCUCUUAGUGAAGGGAUACAAGCAGCGUUGGCCAGGCUACGGCAGGGAGGCUGA